GUAAGGAUAGGUUAAUGAUUGGACUUCAUUAUUUCAGCUGUUUCCAUCGCCAGCCAGACCAGAGUAGCACAGUGAUUCCAAAAGAAUGCACCAACCACUUCUGCGUUCCUCCAUCAAAGUCGCUAUAGCUGUCACUCGCUCAGUCGUCUUCCCGCCUAACCCAAAACCGGAAUUACUCUUCUUCUACUCCUCAUCAGCAUACCAACGCCACCAAGGCCGAGAACAGAAAACGAAAAAAUUAUAUCAAGAACUUUCGGAUCCCAACUCCAAUUCUCCGAUUGGGUCACCAUGUCGAGUCCAAAAACUCAUAGCUUCCCAGUCAGAUCCUCUACUGGCCAAAGAAAUCUUCGAUUACGCCUCACGGCAGCCAAAUUUUCAACAUUCAUACUCUUCAUAUCUCGUUCUCAUUCUCAAACUUGGUCGAUCGAAAUACUUCUCUCUCAUUAAUGAUUUAAUUCUUGACCUAAAAUCCAAACAUUAUCCAGUAAAUUCCAAUCUAUUCUCUUACUUAAUUAAAAUCUAUGGAGAGGCAAAUCUGCGAGAUAAGGUUCUCAAAACAUUCUACACGAUGCUACAGUUUAACUUCAAGCCUUUGCCCAAACACUUAAACCUCAUUCUUGAAUUUCUUGUUUCUCAUAGAAACUAUAUCAAACCUGCUUUGGAUCUUUUCAACAAUGCUCAUAGAUACGGUGUUUUCCCCAACAAGAAAUCUUACAACAUCUUAAUGCGUGCGCUUUGUCUUACUGGGGAACUUAGUGUUGCAUACAAGCUGUUCAAUCAAAUGUUUAAAAGAGACGUGUUACCGGAUAUUGAAUCUUAUCGGAUUUUGAUGCAGGGGUUGUGUAGAAGAAGUCAGGUGAAUGGAGCUGUUGGUUUGUUAGAAGAUAUGCUGAAUAAAGGGUUUGUGCCUGAUUGUUUAACUUACACUACUUUGUUGAAUAGUUUGUGUAGGAAAAAGAAGCUUAGGGAGGCAUAUAAGCUUCUUUGUAGAAUGAAGGUUAAAGGGUGUAACCCUGACAUUGUUCAUUACAAUACUAUUAUAUCGGGGUUCUGUAGAGAAGGGCGUGCAAUGGAUGCUCGUAAGGUUCUUGGAGAUAUGGAGUGCAAUGGGUGUCUGCCGAAUUUAGUGUCUUACAGGACUUUGGUUGCUGGGAUAUGUGAUCAAGGGAUGUUUGAUGAGGCAAAAAGUUAUUUGGAGGAGAUGAUUUUGAAGGGCUUUUCUCCACAUUUUUCAGUUUCUCAUGCUCUGGUGAAGGGGUUUUGUAUUGUGGGUAAGAUUGAAGAAGCUUGUGGAGUGGUGGAGGUAUUGCUGAAGCAUGGAGAGGUUCCUCAUGCCGAUACUUGGAUCAUUAUAUUGCCUAGGAUAUGUGAAGUAGACGAUUUGGAGGGGAUACGUCAAAGUUUAGAUAAGGCUAUGAUGGUAGAAAUCAUGGGCGAUACCAGAAUUGUUGAGGCUGGUAUUGGUUUGGAGGACUACUUGAUCAAGAAGGCACAACCAAAAUGGCGAGCUUGAAUUCUUUCUGUACAAAGAUCUCAAGCAGAUGAUGAAUCAACAACAACAGUAUCCUCUAUAAAAUUCGGCACACGGGAGGCUCUAGAUCACGUGCGAAACCUAACCGACGUCGGAGCAAUGACGCGUCUGCUCCAUGAAUGCAUCGCAUACCAACGCGCUCUCGAUCUCGACCUCGACAACCUACUCGCUCAACGCACCGAUCUCGACAAGAACCUAAUUCACCUUCAAAAAUCAGCAGAAGUACUUGACAUCGUUAAAUCAGAUUCCGAUUAUAUGCUUUCUAAUGUGCGUUCCACAUGUGACCUAGCUGACCAUGUUAGCGCCAAGGUUCGUGAGCUUGACCUGGCACAAUCAAGGGUUAAUAUCACGCUUUCACGAAUUGAUGCGAUUGUAGAAAGAGGGAAUUGUAUAGACGGAGUUAAAAAUGCUCUUGAAUCGGAGGACUAUGAGGCGGCGGCUAAUUAUGUGCAAACGUUUUUGCAAAUAGAUGCGAAAUAUAAGGAUUCAGGGUCAGAUCUGAGAGAUCAGUUACUGGCGUCGAAGAAACAGCUGGAAGGCAUUGUGAGGAAGCGGCUUGCCAUUGCAGUGGAUCAGCGCGAUCAUCAAACGAUUUUGCGGUUUAUUAGAUUGUUUUCUCCUUUAGGAUUGGAAGAGGAAGGUUUACAGGUUUACGUAGGUUAUUUGAAGAAAGUGAUCUCUAUGAGAUCUAGACUUGAAUUUGAGCAAUUAGUGGAGUUGAUGGAACAAAUUAAUAAUAACAAUCAUAAUAACAGUAACAAUCAGGUUAAUUUUGUUUCGUGUUUAACUAAUUUGUUUAAGGAUAUUGUUUUGGCUAUUGAGGAAAAUGAUGGGAUUUUGAGGAGCCUUUGUGGUGAGGAUGCGAUUGUUUAUGCUAUUUGUGAGUUGCAGGAGGAGUGUGAUUCGAGAGGAUCUUUGAUUUUGAAGAAAUAUAUGGAGUAUAGGAAAUUGGCUAAAUUGUCCUCUGAGAUUAAUGCACAAAACAUGAAUUUGGUUAAUGUUCCUGACCCUAGAGAGGUUGAGUUGUAUUUGGAAGAGAUAUUGACCUUGAUGCAAUUAGGUGAGGAUUAUACAGAGUUUAUGGUUUCAAAGAUCAAAGGGUUGAGUUCUGUUGAUCCAGAAUUAGUUCCACGAGCUACCAAGUCUUUUAGAAGUGGUAGUUUUAGCAAAGUAGUUCAGGAGGUCACUGGGUUUUAUGUGGUUUUGGAGGGAUUCUUUAUGGUUGAAAAUGUUAGGAAAGCUAUUGCGAUAGAUGAGCCUGUGCCUGAUGCUCUUACUACCUCUAUGGUAGAUGAUGUGUUUUAUGUUCUGCAGAGUUGUUUGAGAAGGGCAAUAUCCACGUCAAGUAUUAGCUCUGUCAUUGCAAUACUGAGUGGUGCUAGUGCUCUAUUGAGUAACGAAUUCAAUGAUACUUUGCAACAGAAAAUGAGAGAACCAAACCUUGGUGCUAAGCUGUUUUUGGGUGGUGUUGGCGUACAAAAGUCUGGGACAGAGAUUGCAACUGCAUUGAAUAAUAUUGAUGUGAGCAGUGAGUAUGUGCAGAAGCUAAAACAUGAGAUUGAAGAACAAUGCGCACAGGUAUUCCCUGCAUCAGCAGAUAGAGAAAAGGUGAAAUCUUGUUUGUCAGAGUUGGGUGAUAUGAGCAAUACCUUCAAGCAAGCCCUUAAUGCUGGCAUGGAACAACUUGUGGCUACUGUAACACAACGCAUCCGUCAAGUGUUGGAUAGCGUAACAACCAUUAGUUAUGAGUUAUCUGAGGCAGAAUAUGCUGAUAAUGAGGUGAAUGACCCAUGGGUCCAGAGGCUUCUUCAUGCUGUAGAGACAAAUGUUUCAUGGCUACAGCCAGUAAUGACUGCUAACAACUAUGACUCCUUUGUACAUUUGGUCAUUGAUUACAUUGUGAAGAGGCUUGAAGUGAUAAUGAUGCAAAAAAGGUUUAGUCAGCUUGGAGGCCUUCAACUUGACAGAGAUAUAAGAGCUCUAGUAAGCCAUUUCUCCAGCAUGACUCAGAGGACAGUUAGGGAUAAGUUUGCUCGACUAACCCAAAUGGCAACCAUUCUCAACUUAGAGAAGGUGUCUGAGAUUCUAGAUUUCUGGGGUGAAAACUCGGGACCCAUGACAUGGAGGUUAACCCCUGCUGAGGUCAGGCGUGUGUUGGGUUUGAGGGUUGAUUUCAAACCUGAAGCCAUUUCUGCUCUUAAGUUAUAAUACCAGAAUUCUCUUUAUGCUCUCAACCUGCUUGGCCAGUGACAAGAAUCAAAGCCGGGGCGCUGUCCUCCACAAGUAGCUUCUUCCCUCGAGUCCAUUGCUGGCAUGAUUGUUAUCUGAUUCUUUCAUUGUUCUUAUUUUGAUCUGUGUAAUCAUCUUUACCCCAAAUUGAACAACCUUUGGUUCUUUCUCUGCUAUGUUCCGUAUCAUUCUCCUCGAGUUUGUUUGAUAUUUGUACUUUUCAACCUCUGGGAAGAAGUGUAAAAUUACUGAGACAAAUAGGAAUUUUGAUUGUACACACUUAAAGAAAUUUCAAUGUUAUAUAAUAAGAUAAUUAAUGUGUUUUGGGAUAA
Ricinus communis (castor bean) is the source of this 4092-nucleotide messenger RNA. RefSeq names its product conserved oligomeric Golgi complex subunit 4. NCBI's taxonomy places the organism in Eukaryota, Viridiplantae, Streptophyta, Magnoliopsida, Malpighiales, Euphorbiaceae. Gene Ontology annotation, molecular function: protein binding. The record is from RefSeq and is a predicted model, not a curated record. The transcript has 3 exons.